Molecule: messenger RNA, 1299 nt
Organism: Beta vulgaris subsp. vulgaris (sugar beet)
Lineage: Eukaryota; Viridiplantae; Streptophyta; Magnoliopsida; Caryophyllales; Amaranthaceae
Exons: 1
Coding region: 1-1299 (432 amino acids)
Source: RefSeq, a predicted model, not a curated record
AUGGCGAUAUUAUCUCACCAUAAGAAGAACAAAGUUGAUGAAUCCCAAAAUCAAAAAACCCUACCACAUCUACCACACGAAAUCUUAGUACAAAUAAUAAGUAGAAUUCCUGCUACUACAAUCCUUCGAUAUUGCCAUCCUUUUCCACCUUUAUCACAUUGUAACAAUGGAUUUGACGCCAUUAUAUCAAAUCCAACUUUUCCUCGUUUCUUCCAAUCCCACAAUAUCAACACAAGUUUUUUGGCUUUUAAUGGUUGUACAAAUUCUGCUACAUUGAUUGAGUAUAACUACGACGAUAACAAUGAUCAACAUCGAAAGAUCGAAUACAAUAUUGACAUAAUGAACUUUAUAAAUAGAGAUAUAUUGUCUAAAUCCAUUGUCGAACUCCUAGAUUCUUGUAAUGGAUGUAUUUUAGUUGCUGUUAUGAGAAAAGUUCCUUAUGCUCUUCGUCAGUUAUGGCGGCCAUUACCUACAUUAUUACACUUACAUUUGGUAAAUCCCAUCACUCAACGUCGGGUUGAAAUUCCUAAACCUCAUAAUGCAGAUGGGCAAAGCAACAACUUUGCAUUUGCAUUAGGUUACAGUUCCAAAACAGACGUGUUUAAAGUGGUUAGGGUAUCUUCUGAUUUUCCUCCAAGUAAUAUUUUAACAGCACAAGUCUUCACAAUAUGUGGUGGUGCUCGUCCUGGCGUUGGUGUUCGUGUUGGUGGUCGCGACAAUGAUCUUAAUCGAUGGAAGACUAUCACCCAAUCACUUACUAUAGAAUUUACCCCAACCCCAACAAGUAGUAUUGAUGCUGUGGCUUUAAAUGGUUGUUUACAUUGGUUAAUAGACGAUUCUAAUUUUAUUCUAAAGUUUGACAUCGACGAAGAGAAGUUCGAGUUAAUCCAUACACCUCGCAACCUUGCUAUCAUGGAGCUUUACUAUGAUCUAGGUGUAUUGGAUGGUUUGCUUUAUGUGAGUGCAUACACAUCAAAUAAUUAUGCCGAGAUUGAGUUUCGGGUGAUGAAGGAAUAUGGUGUGGAAGAUUCUUGGAGUUAUUUUACAUUCAUAGAAAAUAAGUUUCUUAAUAAGGAUUUUUUCAGGCUAAUUAAAGUGCUUGAAAAAGGUAAGAUAUUGAUGUUGAAUUCGAAUUAUGGUGAAGAGAGAUAUUCUUUGGAGGUUUAUGAUCCUAAACAAAGAGAAAGAGAUGAUCAUAGUAGAAGAGUGGAAAUUUUGGAGGGAUUAGAUAAGAAGAUAAGACGUAGAAUUAAUGUAAAAUAUUUUGUGCCUAGCUUCUUGUCAUUGAGAUAUAUUUGA